GCAGCUUGAGCACUAAGUUCCCUGUUAGUCAGUGCUGGGGUACUGAUACAGCACAGCAUUAUUUUAUAAUAGCUAUAAAGCAUUCUCACAUUUCACUGUUAGUGAAAGGUUUGCAGACAUAAUGAAGACAGCUGUUGCACUCUUUCUCCUGAAUAUUGGAUUAAUACUAUGUAUUGAGGUUCCUGUGGGAUACAACAAUACCAGCAGAUUCAAGAAUCCCCCAGAAAGAUAUGCAAAUGGAGCCUGUGCCAUCAAGCUGAAGCCCACAGUGUGCGAUGAAGAUGAAGUCUGUGGUUAUCAGGUAAACCUUCCACCUCUCACCAUUCAGCUACCCAAGCAGUCAAAACUCCUCAAAAAGACUGUCAAACAGGUAAAAAGUCUAACAGCAACAGUAAAUAAGAUGAAGAGUAGGUGGCUGGAAGAAAAACAGAAAAAGCCUAUCCGUCAUGAUCAAGCUAUUGGAAGUAUAGAACAUGGCAGAGGUGAUGCCAACAGGAUAACUGUUUUGGAGAAGAAAAUUACCACACUAACAGGUUCAUUACAGCAAGCCAGAAAUCAAAUCAAAGCGCUUCAGGGUCGUUUGGAAAAGAUGAGUAUUCUGAAUAUGGACACUGUUUUGCAUUACAUUAACAAUGAGAUUUCAAAUAUUAAUUACACUGUGAAUACGUUGAACAACAAGUGUUAUACGACUUGUGCCGCUGUAGGUCAAGCAGUGAUACAAUGGGUGCCUCAGGAUUGCUCAGAUUAUUACAAAGUAGGACAUCGGAAAAGUGGCAUCUAUGAAAUUGCCAAAGGUGCUAAUAAAAGUUUUUCAGCUUAUUGUGAUAUGAAAACUCUGAACGGUGGCUGGACAGUACUACAGUCUCGCAAAGAUGGUAGUGUCAAUUUUAAUCGCACCUGGGUAGAUUACAAAAACGGUUUUGGGAACCUAUCAACAGAAUUUUGGCUGGGAAAUGACAAAAUACAUCUUUUGACAAAAUCCAAGGACAUGGUCUUGAGAAUUGAAAUUGAAGACUGGAAGGGCAUCCAGGAAUAUGCCUCAUACGAUCAUUUCUUCGUUGCAGAUGAAGAUCACUAUUAUCAACUGACUGUUAAUGGUUACUCUGGCACAGCCGGUGAUGCACUGCAUAACAUCAAGAAUUACGACCAUGAUCAAAAAUACUUCACCACCAAAGACAAAGAUAAUGAUAAUUACCCUUUGGGUAACUGUGGGGCCUAUUAUAGCUCUGGCUGGUGGUUUGAUUCUUGCAUGUCUGCCAAUCUCAAUGGCAAAUAUUACAAAAAGCUCUACAAAGGCAUACGAAAUGGUAUUUAUUGGGGCACUUGGCACAGUGUAGCAAGAGAAAUUCUGAAUGGCUACCGCCAUGCUUUUAAGUCAGUAAGAAUGCUCAUCAGGCCUAAAGCAUUUACGUCAUAGGUACAUGGCAACAAUAAGAAUUUGCAAAAGAUUGUAAAAAUGCUACUGGAGAGCUUUCUCUAUGCAACUGUGUUUAAGAGCUUUAUUUUAAAACAUAAUCUAUAACACCCAGCUCUAAUUCUUUAUCACUUUCCACAAACCCAUGACUACUUCUAUCAUGGAUUAUUGGUGGGUCAAAGCUUCCCCCAGACAAAUACUGGGAAGACUGAAGCCAUCAUUUCAUACCUCACUAUAAACUUCAUUCCUUUGCCACCAGCUCCAAUCAUAUCCCCAACUACUGACUCAGGAGGAACCAGAUUGUGCAGAACCUUUGUGUCUUGCUUGGUGCAGCGCUAAGUUUUAAACCCUUUGGUCAGAAUUUUGCGCUUGUCAGGCGGGCGCGUGCCCAACCCGAAUGAGUAUAAAAUGAUGCACAAUGAUGUCAGGCGAGCAUCCCAAUGUCAUUGCGCACUCGCAUAAUAUUUCAGUCAGCGGGCACGCAUGGGAGUUGGCAGCACGCCCGCCCACAAUUAAAAGACCUAUUAAGGCCACUAAUGUAAUAUUUGAAUUAAAUUUUUCACUGUCCAUCGAACCUUACAGUUAGCAGGCAGGUGAAAAGGCCAAGCAGCCUUUGGAUUUUUUGGAAACCUCAUCCACAGGUGGGCAUGCAUGUGCAAAAGUUCCUCACUCGCCCUCCUCCUCCCACCCCCACACAGGCAGCACUGAGCUCUGCAGCAUGCGUUUCAUGCUAGGCGGGCCUUAAUUGGCCCGCCAGUGUGAAAUGGCGGUCGGGCCCCGAUCGCAAGCAGCAGUCUGCUUCCCAAUCACCCCUGCUCGCCCCCGCCGAGCCUGCCCAAUGAGGGCAAAAUUCUGGCCCUUAUCUGAAAAAAGUUCGUUGACCUGAAACAUUAACUCUGUUUCUCUCUCCACAGAUUCUGCCUGACCUGCUUAGUCCCAGUAUUUUCUGUUUUUAUUUCCGAUUUCCAGCGUCUGCAGUAUUUUGCUUUUAGCUUCAAACCCCACAUCCUCUUCAUCACUGAUUCUGCUUAUUCUCACCUUUGCCCUUAUCUCCUGACUCUAUUGUCACCAAAAACUUCUUGCAUACUUUUCUCAUCUCUUGAGUUCAGUUCUUCAAUGACUCCUGGCUGAUUUCCCAUCAUCCAAUAUACAAUAACUGCAACUCGUCAAAAUGCCAGCCAUUUAUAUUCUGUUUUAUGCUAAAUCCGAAUCACCUAUCAUCCUGUCCUUGUUGAUCUACAUUAGUUCCCUCUCUUCCAAUGUAUUAAAUUUUAAAUCCUGGCAUUCAUCUUCAGAUCCCUCCAAGACCUUGCUCUGCCCUGUCUUUAACUUAAAGGCUCUUCAACACCUUUCAGUCUGCUGACUGGCCCUCCUGUACAUUCCUCUGUCACUUUUCCCUAACAUUGAUUGCAGUUUCUUCAGCUGUCCCGGCUGUAUUCUUUGGAACUUAUUUCCUGAACCCCACUGUCUCUCCAUGUCUCUCAUCUUUUAAAAACUUCUGAAAGCCACAUCUUUUCAACCAACCUUUUAGUCACCUGUCUAUGGCUCAACAUCUGUUCUUUACUUGAAAAAACAUCUUGAAACAUUAAGUAAGAUAUCUAUGCAAGUUCUUGUAAACAGAGAGGAGAAUAUGUAAAAGGAAUAUAUGUAUAUGUGGGUGUAAAGUUUUUCUACUGGUUAUUAAUUAGUGUAGUUGAGAUGCACCAGGUACUGGCGGUAUGCCAAAAAUUGAAAUGGGGCCCAAGGUCCAAUUUUAGGCAUGCCUUGGGCCAUGCAGUUGGGUCAUAAGCUGCCUAUGCAGUUCUGAAUUUAAGCCCAUAAAAUGGUCCAAAUGAAUUUCUACCCCCUCAUCUUUUAAGGAGCUGAAUGGAAACAAUUAGAAAAUAAAUAUUUUUUAUUUUUUUUGAAGAAUUUCACAAUUCUUAAAUUGGCUUUUCAAUUAAAAAUAAUUCUGUAAGAAAUUUAUCAAGAAUUAGCUUCAGGGGGUAUAAUGAUUAAUCAUUUCAUAACUUCAAAAGCAUUCUUAUUAUAGCAGAAAAUAGGAAUUUAAUUAACUGUGCUAUAUGAUAAAUAUUAAAAGUGAUUCUUUUAGCUCUAAGUAUAUUUUUCUAUUAGCUACACCUAAUAUUGUAUGUAAUUGGAAUGCUCAUCUAAUUUCAAAAGUAUUAUUUUGCACAAAUUACUCAUCAGUUUAAUGAUAAGGCCAGAGAGUUGAAAUACUGUAAGUCUGCCUAAUUAUUAGAGGAGUGCCAUUGAAAAAAAUCUAAAUAACUGCACUGUACAACACUGUUUUGAAAGAUGUAUAAAAAAUGAAUUUGCAUAUUAACUAUUCUCAUUAUGAUGCAUUUACCAUAUGCAUUAUUACAAACAAUGUAAACUGUUCAAAAUAAGUAUUUCUAUAAUAAAGCAAACAAUAUACAGAUAA
Molecule: messenger RNA, 3839 nt
Organism: Carcharodon carcharias (great white shark)
Lineage: Eukaryota; Metazoa; Chordata; Chondrichthyes; Lamniformes; Lamnidae
Gene: fgl2a
Product: fibrinogen-like 2a
Exons: 2
Coding region: 122-1417 (431 amino acids)
Source: RefSeq, a predicted model, not a curated record